Molecule: messenger RNA, 1772 nt
Organism: Oncorhynchus mykiss (rainbow trout)
Lineage: Eukaryota; Metazoa; Chordata; Actinopteri; Salmoniformes; Salmonidae
Product: putative N-acetyltransferase camello
Molecular function (GO): N-acetyltransferase activity
Source: RefSeq, a predicted model, not a curated record
ACCCUAAACCCCUCCUAUGUCAGUGAAUGCGGACGUCAGAACCACAAUCAACAGAACCGAUAAUUGUUCCUCUCCAACAGGAUUUAUAUUUCUCAGAGACGUAUCAAAAUCAGCCCUUCUCCCUGAGUGCUGCCUGCUCCGAAGAACCUCUCGUCUCACUCACACGGCUCUCCAUCACGUGAUCGGGUCUUUCUCACAGGCUGCAAGUGAAGACGGACACAUCGGGGACGCAACUGUGCCCAUCCUCAUCCAAUUCCGAGGGCAGAGCAGUGCCACCCACCAGUGCCAUGGCUGGCAUCACUAUCCGAAGAUUUGAGGAAGAUGACAAGGAGACCGUGAAGGAGAUCUUCACCAUGGGGAUGAGCGAGCACGUCCCUUCCUCCUUCAUGCACCUCCUCAAACAGCCCCUGACCCAGAUGAUCCUGAUGGUCACGUUCUGCUCCCUGCUGGCCAGCUCCAAGUCCGUCCUGCUGCCUGUAGUAGGGGUCACUCUCCUCCUGGCCGGGGCCAAGCAGCUGGUGGGCUACCUCUUCAACAGCUACAUCGACACCUCCCUGAGGAAGGACCUCGAUCACAUCCAGGAGACCUACCUGGAGAACAAGGACUCGUGUUUCUGGGUGGCUGAGAGCGACGGCCGGGUGGUGGCAACGGUGGCCUGCCUGCCCGCGGAGAGGGAACCAGGCUGCAUGGAGCUGAAGAGGUUGUCUGUACGUCGUACACACCGGAGGAUGGGCAUCGCCAAGGCCCUCAGCAGGACAGUGGCAGACUUCAGUAGAGAGAGGGGCUUCCCUGCGGUCGUCCUCUACACGUCUGUAGUGCAGACUGAUGCACAGAGGCUGUAUGAGAACGUGGGCUACACACGGGUCAGAGAGUUCGUCAUCCCUGAGCCCAUCGCCAAAAUCACCAACUUUACUCUGAUAGAGUUUAAACUGGACUUACUGCAGGGGAGGAAAUAGGAGGACUGGACUUACUGCAGGGGAGGAAAUAGGAGGACUCGGCUUACUGCAGGGGGGAAAUAGGAGGACUUGACUUACUGCAGGGGGGAAAUAGGAGGACUGGACUUACUGCAGGGGGGGAAAUAGGAGGACUGGACUGCAGAGGGGGAAAUAGGAGGACUGGACUUACUGCAGGAAGGGAAAUAGGAGGACUGGACUUACUGCAGGGGGGGAAAUAGGAGGACUGGACUGGAGCGUGGGAAAUAGGGGGACUGAACUUACUGCAGGGGGGGAAAUAGGAGGACUGGACUUACUGCAGGGAGGGAAAUAGGAGGACUGGACUUACUGCAGAGGGGGAAAUAGGAGGACUGGACUGGAGGGGGGAAAUAGGAAGAGGACAGAACUUACUGCAGGGGGGAAAGGAAUGUUAUAAUAUCUGUACAUUAUAGGAACACCUGUAUUUACAAAAGUACAAUGAUUAAUGUUUUACUUUAGCUUGAGAUUAAGAAUCAAUGGUAGAGACAUUUAUAAGUGCAUGAAGAGGUACAAAAGAUGCCCGUUUUGUUGAAACUCUACUUUCAGUUCCUAUUGAUACUAUGUCCAGUCUUACUUCUGCUAGCACAUGAUAGCAAUAAGGGGAAGAAGGAUUGGGAGACUAACUGCCAAUAACACAAAAAGCUCAACAGAGACAGAGACAUCUUUGUAAUCAAGUUAAAGGACAUCAUCCUGGGCGGGGUGAAUCUCAGUAGGGGAUGAAAAGGGAAGACGCCAUCUUGAAAACUGAGUGUGUUACUCCGGAGUUGCAAUCCUUAUUAAACAAACUAACCUCUGAUCAAA